Molecule: messenger RNA, 2040 nt
Organism: Adineta steineri
Lineage: Eukaryota; Metazoa; Rotifera; Eurotatoria; Adinetida; Adinetidae
Source: the annotation of a GenBank genome assembly
AUGGAACGACAAGAAUAUCGAGAUAUGGAUGAUGAACAAGAAGAAUAUACUAUUGGUAGUCUUGAUACUUCUAUGGAUAGAUAUCUUGAACGUCAAAGACUUUGGAGAAAACGUAUUCCACAAGAUGGAUCAAGUUUAUUUCGUGCUUUAUCAGAAGCUCUAUUUUCUACUCAAGUCCAUCAUUACGAUGUUCGAUUAAAAUGUAUUGAACAUAUGGAAUUAAAUGCUAAUGAGUAUAGUCAAUUAAUUACAAUGCCGUUAUCAAAAUAUUUAACUCAUUUAAAAGAUCCAACUACACCAGGUGGUAUGCUUGAGGUAGAAGCACUUGCACGAUGUUAUCGUGUAUGUAUUAUUGUGUAUUCUGGUAAAGAUCAUCAUCCUGUGGAAUGUCAAUAUGGUUCAAAUAAAAUAAUGUUUUCAUUAAUUGGGUAUCAAUUUGAUCGGGUUAUUACAGAAGAACGUCGUCGACUUUUAGGCAUUGUACAAGCUUAUGUUUACAAAUUUCUCUACAGUGAAGUAUUCAAUCAACCCAAAGUAGUCGAGCAAGCGAAAGCAAUGUUAAGAAAAUCUGAUACACUUUAUUAUGGAGUUAAAGGAGCUAGCAUGCAAAAAAAUUCAAUUCGAACAGAAAAAAAAAGUAAUCAUGAAUUAAUUCCUGUACCAUAUCGUACAGCAAAAGCAUUGGAACCAGCUAUUUUUCGAAACGUUGCUUAUGAUGUUUAUAUGAAUGAUCAUUUUAAAAAAUAUAUUGAUAGAAAUAUGAUUAAAUCACAUCAACAUAUUCCAUUUAUGACACAUAAUCGAUUAAUUGAACGUUUUGGUGUUAAAAUGCAUUUGCCUGUUUCUUAUAUAAAUCCAUCAGAUUGUCGACGAGUCAUUGUUCGAUUAUCAAAUUCCGAUGAACUAUUUGCUUAUUAUGUUGGUGAAGAUUCAGAUACAAAUAUGCAUAAUGUUUAUCUUGUUAAAUUUGGUUCAAUGACAAAAACAACUGGUGAAAAAAUGUUGGAUUUUCCAGCAUCACUUGGUCGUCGUCCAAUAACAUUUGCACAAUUAAAACGACAUACAAAUAUUUAUCGAAAAUUAAAACCUUGUUUGGAUGCAAGUUUACAAUUUUUCGAAGAACGUUCAUCAAGACGACAACGACAACAAGUUAUUGAUUAUGGAAAUAAUCCAUCAAUUCAACUUUUACGUCCAUAUCAACCACUAAUGUCACCAAUAAAUCCAACAGUAUUAUAUUCACCACCUCUUGAUAAUUAUAAUCAAAAUUCGAAUUGGAUUUCUCCACAUUCUUCUUCUCAUCAACCAGUACCAAUAUUAAUGCCAAUGAGUAAUUCUGAUCAAAUGCAAUUACAUCAUCGUCUUAGUGUUAAUGUAACCGAUCAUUAUGAAUGGUCAACAAAUCCAACAAAUUAUUAUCCGGGAUAUUCAGCAACAGCAAAUUCAUCAAAUAUAGAUACAAUGUCAUUAAAUGGUAGUUUAAGUAGUAAUACAAGUACAAAUGAUAGUUCACCUUAUCCAAUAUUAGCACCAAUGCCAACAGUUUUUUUUAAUCAAUAUUCUCAACAAUCAUCAUGUGAACAACAACAACAACAACAUCAUCAAUAUGCUCAACCAACUGUCUUUGUUCCACAACAUAUUUCACCAAGAUUAAUUAGUGAACAAACUGAACAACAUAUACCGAAUGAAAUGUCAUCAAACAAAUUUCAUCCUAAUCAAACUCCUUUUGUUGUUAUGUCUCCAACACAUCCAAUGAUUGGUCCAGGUAUGCAACAACCUGUUGCAGGAUUUCAUCCAAUUUCAAUGGUACCACAUAUUUAUAUGGAUCCAAUGAAUUGUUCACCAAAUAAUGCUAAUAUUUAUCCUGGUAGUCCUCAACAACACCACCAACAACAAUCAUCAUCACCAUAUCCAUUAUUUUAUUCGUCAUCACCUACAACACCUUCAACACCAUGGAUUUCUACUGUUCCACUACCACCACAUUAUUACGUGUUACCUAAUCCUCAACAAGUUCAACAUUAUCCUUUUCAACAGUUAAUUUAA